Miscanthus lutarioriparius is the source of this 1326-nucleotide messenger RNA. The record is from the annotation of a GenBank genome assembly. NCBI's taxonomy places the organism in Eukaryota, Viridiplantae, Streptophyta, Magnoliopsida, Poales, Poaceae.
AUGGCGGACGUCGCGGGGUUGCUCGCCUCAGCCAUCGUCACCCAGGUGGGUGCGAAGCUAGGCUCCGUCAUCGGAGAUCAGGUCUCAAUGCUGUGCUGCUUCGAGGAUGAUAUGGAGGACAUGAAGGCAACGGUAGAGUCGAUGGAGGCUACACUGGAGGAUGCAGAGAAGAGGUCAAUCAAGGAGGAGGUGUGGCUGUGGCUGAAGCGCCUCAAGAAUGACGCCCUGGACAUCUCCGAUAUGAUCGACGAGUGCCACACUGAUUCCAAGCAGACUGAUGGAAAGAUGACGGGGAUUUUCUCAUGUCUUGACAUUGCAUCCAAGAUUUCCGUGGCUAAUAAAAUGAAGAAGAUACGUGACCAACUGAGAAAGAUUAAAGAGGAUCACCAGAACUUCAGAUUUGAGCCUUACCAAAGAAUGGACAAUGAUCAUCUGUUUAUUACUGAUAGAGAAACAACAUCCAUGAUCAACAAAGCAGAUAUCGUGGGGAGAGACAAAGAAAGAAAGAGAGUCAUAGCAUUGUUAUCUGCAAGCAACAACAAAGAAGGCGCUGCAAUUCUUCCAAUCUUUGGGCUUGGUGGCAUUGGCAAGACAACAUUGGCUCAACUAGUUUUCAGUGAUAUCCAUUUCAAGGAGUACGACCAUCGGGUAUGGGUUUAUGUGUCCCAGGUGUUGGAUAUGAAAAGGGUAGGGAACACCAUAAUUUCUCAAGUACUGAAACAAGGGAGACAUGAUGGAGAUAACAUGGAGUUCAUAAACCAGCGCAUUCAAGAACUACUUGAUGAUAGGAAGACACUUAUUAUACUAGAUGACCUGUGGGAGACAGACGACUCUCAAAAAAAUACACACUUUGAAUCUAGAGGGGACAAACAGCAGCUAGAGCAAAUUGGUCAGGCUAUUGCAAGCAGGUGUGGAGGUGUGCCAUUAGCAGCUCAAGCACUAGGGUUCAUGUUGUCCAGAAUGGAUCUGAAGCAAUGGAAUGAAGUGAGCAAUAGUGAUAUUUGGAAUGAACCUUUUGCAGAAAAUUCAGUGUUGCCAUCCCUGAAGUUAUCUUACAUUGCUAUGCCGCCAAAUCUGAGGUUAUGCUUUGCCUACUGUGCCAUCUUUCCAAGAGGCCACAGUAUUUCUAAAGAUAAUCUGAUUCACCAAUGGAUUGCUCUUGAUUUCAUCAAGCCAUCAAAUAUGUUUCCAAACUUACUGCUUGGUGACAAGUAUUUCAGCCAACUCUUAGGCAUGUCUUUUCUUCAGCAUUCAAAGUUGCCAAUUGUACGUUACACAAUUCCACGACUAAAUGGUUUCUUUUUUCUUUUAACUUCUCUGUCCUGA